This is a messenger RNA of Agrilus planipennis (emerald ash borer), 1727 nucleotides long. RefSeq names its product mortality factor 4-like protein 1 (gene MRG15). Gene Ontology annotation, cellular component: NuA4 histone acetyltransferase complex; nucleus. NCBI's taxonomy places the organism in Eukaryota, Metazoa, Arthropoda, Insecta, Coleoptera, Buprestidae. The transcript has 3 exons. Gene Ontology annotation, biological process: regulation of DNA-templated transcription; chromatin organization. The record is from RefSeq and is a predicted model, not a curated record. The coding region runs from base 442 to 1419 and encodes 325 amino acids.
AAUGCUUUUUUAAUUUUGCACAUUUAUUUUAAAUAUACAUUCAUUAUGUUUACUCAGGUUUGUUAAUUAAAAACGUUAUAGUGUGUAGGAUCCACAUACAGUCAAUCACAGAUCAUCUGUAAGAAAUCUACAGUUUAGUGGUUUUUCAAGUUAACCCUUUUAAAUAAAGUACUUUUACAUGUAAUUUAAAAAUCCAUCUACCUAUUUAUUAAUCCGUUUAAUACUUAAAAGUGGAUGUGGUGAAGACUAGAUAACUGAACUGGACAAAAUUCAAAUAGAAAACAAAAUACAAAUGGCUAUAAGAGCGCAGUAGAAAGAAGUCGUUGUUAAAUUAAAACAAUUGUGGAAGUGCUUUAAACAUUUUUAGACAAUUUAAAUAUUUGUUUAAGUACACUCAAGAUAUUAACAUCUGUUUAAUCAACCAUUUUUUAACCUCAUAAAAUGCCACCUAAAUUGAAAUUUCAAGAAGGUGAAAAGGUGCUAUGUUUUCAUGGACCAUUAAUUUAUGAAGCAAAAUGUUUAAAGGCAACUGUUACAAAGGAAAAGCAGGUUAAAUACUUCAUACAUUAUGCAGGUUGGAACAAAAAUUGGGACGAAUGGGUACCUGAAAGUCGUGUAUUAAAAUACAAUGAGGCUAAUGUGGCUCGCCAAAAAGAAGUACAAAAAGCCCAUUCAACCAACUUAUCAUCCUCAAAAGCCAAGAAGAACAAAGCUCGUAAGAUUGAAGCGAAAGAAGGCGAUUCGAGGGCUAGCACCCCAGUAAACGAAGCUUCAAAAGCCGCCAAACAAAAACAACAAAUCACUACACCUUCUAGUAGUCAAGACUCGAGUUCAGACGUUCCUAAAAAGAAACGAGGACGAGCAGAUCAAUCAGUAGAGUCUGAGGAACAGUUUCUCAGUAAAGUUGAAGUGAAAGUUAAAAUUCCUGAUGAAUUAAAGCCAUGGCUUGUCGACGACUGGGAUAUAAUUACAAGACAAAGAAAACUGGCAAAUCUCCCUGCCAAAAUUACCAUUGAUGAAAUUUUAGAAAAUUACUUGUCGUAUAAAAGAUCAGCCAAAAAUAAUAACUCAAGUAAAGAAUCAGCUGCUGUUGAAAUCGUUAAUGGUAUAAAAGAAUACUUCAAUGUGAUGUUAGGGACUCAGUUGUUGUACAAAUUCGAGAGGCCACAGUAUGCAGAGAUAUUACAAAAUCAUCCAGACACACCUAUGUCUAAACUUUAUGGCUCAGCCCACUUGCUGAGACUUUUUGUAAAGUUGGGAUGCAUGCUUGCAUACACCCCUCUUGAUGAACGUAGUAUUCAACUUUUGUUGCAAAAUAUACAAGACUUUUUAAAAUAUCUGGUUAAAAAUAGCGCCACUUUAUUUAAUUUACAGGAAUAUAGCAACCCACCUCCAGAAUAUCACCGAAAGGCUCUGUGAUAUGAGGAGGAGUUUGAUUUUGAAGAUGGUUGAAUGUUAAAGCCUCUUUUUUGUUAUAUUCAUGUACAUUUUAUAUGUAAAUAUGUGAACUUAUUUAGAAUGAAGAUGGAACUGAUAUUAAUGCUUGUAAAAAAAUUACGAAAAUAUGUAAUUUUUAGGUAUUUAUAGCAUGCAGCUAUUGAACCAAUCAUGCUUGAUCAAUACAGUUUAUAAUUAAAUUAUUUGGUAAUUACAAACCAUUUAUUGUACUUAACAACUCUGUACCGCAUAGGCAUUUGUAUAUCAAAAUGGCUUUUGAAAAAAAAAAA